GACACAACGCCGCCGGUCUGCAGGUCCGUGUCAAAGAAAGCUGAGCGCGAGUUGCCGCGGAGAGGCGAAGGACCGAGAGGAAACUUUUUUUCGGUCGACACUUCCAGAGGAGGCUCCAUCCAACAGCCAUGGCGUGCAGCCUCGCGAACUUCCUUCUGCUGGCUCUGCUCUUCACCUCGAGUUCCCCAUUCGCGAUCGACACAUCCGAGGAAGAUUCGAGGGAGCCCGACUCGACCAGUGACUUUGACAGCCACAUGUCUUCCGAGUCUACUGAGCACAGAGGCGGCGUCGUCUACUCGCAGCACGGCGCAAACAACGGGCCCCCGUCAAACAGCAGAGACGCCCAGCAGGCAGGAGCCGAGUGGGCGUUCGGAGGAGACGGCAUCGACCGUUUUGGAAUUGAAGAACCGCAGGGGCCAGCGGCCAACGAAGCCGCAGCGUCUGUUGGAGCAGCAGCAGCAGCAGCAGCAGCUGCAGCAGGAGGAGGAGUUGGAGGAGGUGGGGGAGCAGGGACAGCUGGGGUUGGCGGGACAGCGGGGGACGUGGCGCGCGAUUCCACGGGAGAGCUGCAGGGAGGGAUGGCGACGGACACGGCCGGAGUUGGGGGAGGGAUGACGCUCGAUUACACGAGUCAUGGUGCGGUUGGAGGAGCCGGUGGAGUGGCUGGAGGAGCCGGUGGAGCGGUUGGAGGAGCCGGUGGAGUGGCUGGAGGAGCCGGUGGUGACGCUGGAGGAGCCGGUGGAGCGGUGGGAGGAGCCGGUGGUGCAGCUGGAGGAGCCGGUGGAGCGACGGGAGGAACCGGUGAUGGGGCUGGAGGAGCCGGUGGAGCGGCUGCAGGAGCCGGUGGAGCGGCUGGAGGAGCCGGUGGUGACGCUGGAGGAGCCGGUGGUGACGCUGCAGGAGCCGGUGGUGACGCUGCAGGAGCCGGUGGAGCGGCUGGAGGAGCCGGUGGAGCGGCUGGAGGAGCCGGUGAUGGGGCUGGAGGAGCCGGUGAUGGGGCUGGAGGAGCCGGUGGUUUCGUGGCGGGUCAUGGAGGCCACUUUGGAGGUGCGGAGACGAUGGCCGGUGGAGCGAUGGGAUAUGGGGGCGCGGGGCCCAUCGUAGACGACCUCGGAUACGGUGUGGAUGGAGGCCAGACCCCUGGCUCACACGACGGGAUGGGUGGUGCCGGCGCUGGAAUUGAUGCAGGCCACGGUGCGGACGGAGGCGAGUCGCUGGGCUUAUUCGAUGGACUGGGUGGUGCUGGCGGUGGUGGCGCUGGAAUUGAUUCAGCGUUCCACGGAGGAGGAGCGCAGGGUCACCCACACGACGGGUCUGGGCCGCACGACUUGGAGGCGGAGAGAGCCGGGAUGAUGAUGAUCGUGGAUGGCCAGAUGCUGACACACGCCGAGGGAGAAAACGCCGCUGGUCUUGCUGCUGAUGCGGUGUCGCCUCCGUCUCCGCGGCUCGACAGCGCGCCGCAGACGCCGGCGAUGGCGGCGGCAGUGAAUGGAAGUGGGAAACCUCACCCACACGAUUCCCUGCCAGGGAUCCCGGCUCUCCUCUCCAUAGAAGACAACGGAUACAGCAAGGACAUCACCUCCCAGCACGCUGGAGAAAAAGGCAGUUCUGUUCACGUUGCAGAGUUUUAUCAAGACGGCAUCGAGUUCAAGACCAGGCCUAUCCACACAGAGCUAGAGUCAAGCCCAGCGCCGGAGGUCGGAGGACCGGGAAACGGAGCCCACACUCCACAUACAGGCAACACCGGCGCCGAUCGCGAUGAGCCAAGCGUGCAGCCGAGCACAGCAGCAGCCACGCUCGCCGUGGAAGCGAUCGAAGAGAAUGUGGGUGAAGACACCGCCAAUCACAGCCACAUCCAACCAACGCGUGCUCUUACCACUGCUUCCAAUGAACUUGAGCCAUCUGAAGAACCUGAAGCUGAGACGGAGACAGUUUCCCACCACCACCAGCAGCAGCAGGCAACUUCCCAGGCAGCGGCGUCCGAGCAGACUCAACAGAAUGUGCCGGAGCCGCACCGCGAAGAUGCAGAAGAGGAGGUGGUAACAUUCCUCCCAGCGGCAAGCUCCACGCGACGGGCUGUGAAGCAGACCACAUCGUCUGGGAAGUGAUGGCAAGAGUAGAGGCUGGGCAAGCAGAGGCUGGGCAAGUCGGUGGAGCCAGAAUACCACGUUCUUCUCACACGGAGCACAAACGAUAUUGCCACAGCACCUCUACUGCUAUGUAAACUUAACUUAAUGCUUUGCAAGUAGAACAACCCAAUGGAAAUGAAGAGGACCCCCAGGAAAUCAAACUGCUUAGUGGCCAGUGUAGCACUUGUACAAGCCAGCUGUGUUGUUUUCAUAUACUCUUUGUGACAAACAUAACGUUUGGAAGGGAGUUGUUGCAUUUGAUUAAGAUAAAUAUUGGUCAAAGUACCUGAAAUGCACAUCAGAUUAUGUCGUGGCAAUAUGUGUGUGCUGUGGUAAUUAGAUGUUCACCAUCAAAUUUAUUUGACGAUUUGCAAAUAUUUCUAGGGAAACGUCCACAUAUUUCUGUAUUCUCAGGAUUAUAAGAUUCUCUUGAAAGGAAUACACCCCUGAAAACUUUGGGCGUCGCUUUAAAAAAGUGGAUUUAAAAAUGUUGAGAAUAUGAUAUAGCCAGUUGAAAUAUAUUGGACUUACAGUGCCUAACUACUAAGUGGCCACCAAAGCGGCUUUCCUCGGAGGUUGUGCAUAUCCAGGUACAAAUAGUGUGGUCUGGGAACUGAUAAAGUAACAGGACUCGUCCAAAUGACCGUUUUCAUUUAAACCACCACUAUGCGGUAACACAGACUCUAAAACCACCACUAUGCAGUAGCACAGACUCUAAAACUACCACUAUGCGGUAGCACAGACUCUAAAACCACCACUAUGCGGUAGCACAGACUCUAAAACCACCACUAUGCGGUAGCACAGACUCUAAAACCAGCACUAUGCGGUAGCACAAACUCUAAAACCACCACUAUGCCGUAGCACAGACUCUAAAACCACCACUAUGCGGUAGCUGAGACUUUUAAACCAGCACUAUGCGGUAGCACAAACUCUAAAACGCGAGCAACCAUUUGCCGUCUCGUUUAACUGCGGCCACAAUCGGACACUGCCCAAAUAAUAAACUAGCUUUGGUAGAAUUUUGAUUUAAAGCUUUCGUGACUGCAGGGAUUCAUAUUAUUGGUUGUUUCGGUAAAAUCACGUAGAAGGGAAACAAUAAAAUAAUAAAAAUAUAAAACAAUAUUUUAUUGUUUCCCUUCUACGUGACUUUACCGAAAGAACCAAGAAUAUAGCUUUGGUAGGUUUACACAGCUAUGGAGGUGCGGUCACAAUACAUUUGUCGUUGUCACUGCAGAAUGUUGUUGAUUUGUCUUUUGUAGCCACGCUUUUUUUAUCUGCAAAUGUAAGUUUUUAAUUUUGCAGUUGAUUAUGAAACUACCGUUUUAAUUUUACAUGAAAAAUUAUAAUCUGGUACACUUUUGAUUUAAAGCUUUCGUGACUGCAAGGAUUCAUAUUCUUGGUUCUUUAGGUAAAGUCACGUAGAAGGGAAACAAUAAAAUAAUAGUUUUAUAGUUUUAUUAUUUUAUUGUUUCCCUUCUACGUGACUUUACCGAAAGAACCAAGAAUAAUAAUCUGGUACACUUUUAUGACUAUGUUGGUUGGAUUCAACUAAGGUAUUCCCAUGUACGUGGCUAUCUGGGUUGCUAGUCUUGUCCUGCUGUACACAAGUGCCCUGGUUUGGUGAACACAAAACCGUUUUCCUGACAGGCAGCGAUAUUAUGAAGAACUCAAAUAACCCAAGAACAAAAAUUACUUUAGAUUUAAAUAAUUGAUAAUCAUAGCAACGUUACUGAUUUGAAAGUAUAUGCAAUUGUAUUUUCUGCAUAAUAACACGUGCAUUUUCAAUGACUGUGCUGGACUCCACUUUGCAUAUAUUGCGAUGUGUUAUGCAUAGAAAAUUUUAAACAGUGUAAUUAUUUCUUUAUCUGACAUAGUUUAAACUUGUGUAACGUUAGUCUUUAUACGGUAGGUGAAUGUUUAAAUAAAUACAUGGCCUCUAAUCUCAAGAGGUUGUUUCCAGUCCAGGAGGGUGUGAGGUCUCAUAUUUGCAACAAAUUAGAAUCAAGUAUUAACACAUGAUUGGAAGAAAAAAACGCGAAUUAGUACAAUAAAGACUUUUUUGGGUCACUAUUGACCCAAGUCGAUCGUGAAGUUUAAUGGCUAUACAGUGUUAGGAAUUUAAAAAAAAUAUUCAAGAUGUUUCAUAUACCGUAUAUUCCAGAUUAUAGGAUAUUCCAGAAAGUAAUACCCACCCCAAAUGUUGGGGUCAUUUGGAAAAGAACUGGGUUUUAUAAUCUGCAAAAUAUGGUACCGUGGGGAUCCAUUUUCUAGAAGGUGAAAAUAAACAUGAUACUUUUAAAUGGGGAGAGCUUUUCUGGAAGAUUCUGAACAUUUGGUGGUGGCAUCCUAUACUAUGGGUGAUUAUGUAGUAUGAUUACACUUGCUUAAUCAUGAAA
Molecule: messenger RNA, 4522 nt
Organism: Petromyzon marinus (sea lamprey)
Lineage: Eukaryota; Metazoa; Chordata; Hyperoartia; Petromyzontiformes; Petromyzontidae
Source: RefSeq, a predicted model, not a curated record